Molecule: messenger RNA, 552 nt
Organism: Mesitornis unicolor (brown roatelo)
Lineage: Eukaryota; Metazoa; Chordata; Aves; Mesitornithiformes; Mesitornithidae
Gene: PLAC9
Product: placenta-specific 9
Exons: 4
Source: RefSeq, a predicted model, not a curated record
AUGGCAUUAGCUGUACACACUUUUAUUGUUUCCCAUCCCAUUGUAAAAAUCAGACUGUUAACAGAUAAGUUUCUGGCACAGUGGAAUCACCAGUUUGUAUCCAUUAGGGGCAUAAGUGGACAAACUUUGCUGCACUUCAAAGCUUUACCAUACCAGCUGCUUCUGAAGAAAGUUUAAGAGGAACUGCUGUCUGCUGCAGACCCUGUCAGUGCACUACCUGGAAGUUUGGAAACAGGAAGCUGGUGUAAUGAACAUGAAGCGAUCCACAAACGCUUAGAUAUUAUUGAGGAGACAGUAAUAAAAACAGUGGAGCAUCUAGAGUCAGAAGUCAAGUCACUCCUCAGCAUCAUCAGUGAGACAACAUCAAAUAUCCACAUCACUCCAGGAACACCACUUAUAGACUAUUUUGAUGGUAAGUAUCUAGUGGACAUAACCUCAGUUGAAAACAGUGCAAAGAUUGAUCCUGAUCUUACAACCAAAAAUAAUUACACCAACUCUUCCCUAUACAGAUACCAGCUGAGCAUUGCGAAGACAGAAGACAGCCAAAUGUAA